GGGCCCCGCCCCACCCCGCCUCGCCUCCCGCACCCGGCAGGUUCCCCACCCCGCGGCGCCGCCGGCCAGCUCCUCCUCGUCUCCGCCCCGCCGGCUGCGGGCGCGGGGGACGUCAGCGCUGCCAGCGUGGAAACCACCGCCGGGCGCGGGAGGCGGAAGUAGCGCCCGGGACUGCCGGGCCACUCACCGGACUCCGCCGGCCGCCUCAGCCAUGGACGCGUCCCUAGAGAAGAUAGCAGACCCUACAUUAGCUGAAAUGGGGAGAAACUUGAAGGAGGCAAUGAAGAUGCUGGAGGAGAGUCAGAGAAGAAUAGAGGAUGAAAAUGGGAAGAAGCUCAUGUCAGAGGAUAUUCCAGGGCCACUCCAGGGAAGUGGACAAGAUAUGGUGAGCAUCCUCCAGUUAGUUCAGAAUCUGAUGCACGGAGAUGAAGAUGAGGAGCCCCAGAGUACCCGAAUCCAGAAUAUAGGAGAACAAGGUCACAUGGCUUUGUUGGGACAUAGUCUGGGAGCUUUUAUUUCAACUCUGGACAAAGAGAAGCUGAGAAAACUUACAACUAGGAUACUUUCAGAUACUACCUUGUGGCUAUGCAGAAUUUUCAGGUAUGAAAAUGGUUGUGCUUAUUUCCAUGAGGAGGAAAGAGAAGGACUUGCAAAGAUCUGUAGGCUUGCCAUUCAUUCCCGAUAUGAAGACUUUGUGGUGGAUGGAUUCAACGUGUUGUAUAACAAAAAACCAGUUAUCUAUCUCAGUGCUGCUGCUAGACCUGGCCUGGGCCAGUACCUUUGUAAUCAGCUUGGCCUGCCCUUCCCCUGCUUGUGCCGUGUGCCCUGUAACACUAUGUUUGGAUCCCAGCAUCAGAUGGAUGUGGCCUUCCUGGAGAAAAUGAUUAAAGACGACAUAGAACGAGGAAGACUGCCCCUGCUGCUUGUUGCAAAUGCUGGAACUGCAGCAGUAGGCCACACAGACAAGAUUGGGCGUCUGAAAGAGCUCUGUGAGCAGUAUGGCAUCUGGCUUCACGUGGAAGGUGUGAAUCUGGCAACAUUGGCUCUGGGUUAUAUCUCCUCGUCAGUUCUGGCUGCAACCAGAUGUGACAGCAUGACGCUGACUCCUGGCCCAUGGCUGGGCCUGCCGGCUGUUCCCGCAGUCACACUCUACAAGCACGAUGACCCUGCCUUGAUAUUAGUUGCUGGUCUUACAUCAAAUAAGCCAGCAGACAAACUCCGUGCCCUGCCUCUGUGGUUAUCUUUACAAUACUUGGGACUUGAUGGAAUCGUGGAGAGGAUAAAGCAUGCCUGUCAACUGAGCCAACGGUUGCAGGAAAGUUUGAAGAAAGUGAACCACAUCAAAAUCUUGUGUCUUCCUACAAUGACUCUCUCAGAGAUUGCUCCCUCUAUCCUGGGACAAGGAAAUGAGAAAUUUAGCAACACUAACAUCCAAGAAUGUGUAUCAGCUCAGGUGGAAGAUGAGCUCAGUUCUCCAGUAGUGGUAUUCAGAUUUUUCCAGGAAUUACCAGACUCAGCUAGCCAUGUUUCUGGGAGUCAGUCCUGUGUUUUGGCCUCAGAUUCUGUUCUUAAAGCUGUCCCAGCACCCAACGUGGCACCUGCAACAGUCAGCCGGGAGAGACAUUCCUGUGAUGCCCUGAAUCGCUGGCUGGGAGAGCAACUGAAACAGCUGGUGCCUGCAAGUGGCCUCACUGUCAUGGACCUGGAAGUCGAGGGCACAUGUGUGCGGUUCAGCCCUUUGAUGACAGCUUCAGUUUUAGGAACUCGAGGAGAGGAUGUGGAUCAACUCGUAGCCUGCAUCCAAAGCAAAAUGCCAGUCCUGACCUGUACCCUGCAACUGCGAGAAGAGUUCAAACAGGAAGUAGAAGGGACAGCAGGUCUCCUGUAUGUUGAUGACCCCAACUGGCCUGGAAUCGGGGUUGUCAGGUAUGAACAUGCUAAUGAUGAUAAGAACAGUUUGAAAUCAGACCCAGAGGGGGAAAAUAUCCAUGCUGCACUCCUGAAAAAGUUAAAUGAACUGGAAUCUGACCUUACAUUUAAAAUGGGCCCUGAGUACAAAAGCAUGAAGAGCUGUAUCUACAUUGGCAUGGCAAGUGACGACACAGAUGUUUCCGAACUAGUGGAGACCAUUGCGGUCACCGCCCGGGAGAUUGAGGAGAACUCCAGGCUUCUAGAAAACAUGACGGAAGUCGUUCGGAAAGGAAUUCAGGAAGCUCAAGUCCAGCUGCAGAAGGCGAAUGAGGAGCGACUUCUGGAAGAGGGAGUAUUGCGGCAGAUACCUGUAGUAGGAUCCGUGCUGAACUGGUUUUCUCCGGUGCAAGCUUCACAAAAGGGAAGAACUUUUAACUUAACAGCAGGCUCUCUGGAGUCCACAGAACACACGUAUGUCUACAAAGUACAAGGGACAGGAGUGACCCCGCCUCCAACCCCCUCAGGCACGCGCAUCAAACAGAGACUUCCAGGCCAGAAGCCUUUCAAAAGGUCUCUGAGAAGUUCAGAUGCUGUGAGUGAGACCAGCUCUGUCAGUCACAUUGAAGACUUGGAAAAGAUGGAGCACCUAUCUAGUGGACCAGCGCAAAAUGCCCAAGAGACCCAUGGCCCUGAGCGACCCCCUGGGGAUUCCGUCCAGCCAACUGGCCAGCCCGAGGCCCUCCAAGACGGGGCCCAGCGCCCUGAAGAUGACCACCCACAGAUGAGAAAACCAGGGUCCAGAGAUCUAAGAUUUACCCAACCUGUAAAUUCUCACCUCUAGUAUUUGCUUAUCAUCUUGCUGCAACCAGAAAUCCACAUGUGGAAAUGGCAUCCAGGAAUACGGGCCUAUCUGAAGUUGCUCGGUCUUUGCAUCAUAAAUGCUAAUCAUCUAAAAGGGAACAGUUCAAGGAUAGGACAUCAGGAAUGUUACCCACCUCUCAAACCCUACCUUUAUCUGAGCUCCAGUGUAGUCUAGUUCAAAGGCACCCUUCCAGAUGAUAAGCUGCUUAAAAAUUGUGUUUCACAUAAUAACAAAGUUGCCACCUACUGAAUACUUCCGUGUGUUUGGUGCUGCACUUUGUGGGGAAGUGUAUAUAGUCGUUAGUUCUGACAGCAGUCCUAUGAGGAGAUGGCAUUCUUCCCAUUUUGGAUGAAAACGGGAGACGGGUAGCAAGUCCCAUGUCCAGUGAGCAUCAGAGCUGGUCCUCAAAACCAGGUGUGUCCAUCCAAAGUCUGUUCUCCCCAGGGCUGCGCAAAACUUGCUUUAUCGUUUACACCCCAAGCAACUGAUCACCUCUUAACUGAUGAAGCUCACAAAGCUUGAUGCCCCAUCAAAAGAAAGGAAACACCAACUUAUAAAAGCUAAUUCGUCAACAGCUGCAGCCUCUGAAUUCCCAAGAUUUGCCAAUGGUAAUUUUCAGCUUAAUCAACAAUAGUCAGUUUUGAUUACUGAAAUGUGUUCUGAAUAAUAACC
Sciurus carolinensis (gray squirrel) is the source of this 3445-nucleotide messenger RNA. It is a transcript of the gene Pdxdc1, whose product is annotated as pyridoxal dependent decarboxylase domain containing 1. Gene Ontology annotation, molecular function: carbon-carbon lyase activity; pyridoxal phosphate binding. Gene Ontology annotation, biological process: carboxylic acid metabolic process. The record is from RefSeq and is a predicted model, not a curated record. Lineage: Eukaryota; Metazoa; Chordata; Mammalia; Rodentia; Sciuridae. The transcript has 25 exons. Gene Ontology annotation, cellular component: intracellular membrane-bounded organelle. Bases 212 to 2752 code for a protein of 846 amino acids.